This is a messenger RNA of Teleopsis dalmanni, 3410 nucleotides long. RefSeq names its product protein kintoun (gene Nop17l). The transcript is spliced from 6 exons. The coding region runs from base 335 to 3109 and encodes 924 amino acids. Gene Ontology annotation, biological process: axonemal dynein complex assembly. Lineage: Eukaryota; Metazoa; Arthropoda; Insecta; Diptera; Diopsidae. The record is from RefSeq and is a predicted model, not a curated record. Gene Ontology annotation, cellular component: cytoplasm.
AUAAUAUCAAUUCAAGGUGAAUGUGUCGAACGCUACGCGGUGAAAAAAACAAAAAUCUGUUUAAAACAAAAAAGAACAAAAAUAAAGUGUAAGUGAAAAGCCGAUAAACAUUGAAAACUAAAUCAAAGGAACAAAAACACAAAAAAAAGUUAAAAAUAUACAAAAAUUGAAAUAAACAUUAAAAAUUAAAAAUUAACUGCAGUAAAAAAAAUUGUUAAAUUACUAAAUUAUCUUAUUGUAGUGAUUUAAAGUUAUCUUGCAAUUCUUAAAAAUACAAAUACCAAACAAUAUCCAUAAGAGUAUAUGUUCAGAAAAGUUCGUCUUCCAAUAAGACAUGUCAGCUAUAACAGAAAAAGCAACUCAUAAUAAACAUUGUCAAUCGAAAAAGAAAAGUAGUGAACCUCAGAUUAAUAUUACAAAACAAGAAUUCGAUCUUAUAAGUGACGCGUUUAAAAAAGAAGAGUUUCGUAAAUUAUUUUUCGACUAUUGUGAAGAGAUACAAGAUCCUGAGAAUCGUAAGAUCUACGAAAAAGAAAUAACACAGUUUGAAGCAGAACGUGGUGUUAAUAUUACAUUCGUUAAUCCUGAGCCAGGUUUUGUUGUGAAAACUUCAGUGGAUGGUAAAUUAAAGUGUUUUAUAAAUAUUGCACAAAAUGGUGCUAUCGGAGAGCCCAAAAGUGAGCCUAGUAAUAAUCCGGAAACAGGUAAACGCUGUACAAGUUGGUCUUUACCUUUAGCUCAAGGACCCCCUCGCGAUGAUCUUGAUGCUAAAAACAAUCGUUGUCGCAUUUUCGAUGUCGUAUAUCAUCCAAAUGCAUUGCAGUUAGCCAACCGUAAUUCUGAAUUUCGAAAAUUCGUUAUAGAUACAGCGCUGGAUGCUGUUGAAAGAGAAUUUGAGGUUGAUUUGGAUCGCAAUAAUUUGAAGUAUCCUAAAUUGAAAUACAAAGGCAUUGCAAGACCAACUGUGAUACGUAAAUUAGCUGAAAAUGCACCACCAGAAAACUUGGAACCACAUCCACUUGAGAGCAUAUAUCCACCAAAACCAACUGCGGAUUCGGCUUCCCCAAAAGUGAUAAAAGUUCAGUCAAAAUCGAAAUUACAAACUGAAUUCACAACACCCAAGUAUGUCAUCAAGCAUAGACGUGAUGUUGAUCUCACCGAGUUUACAGAUGAAUUGGAUGCGAAACUCAAUGUAACUAUACCUCGUGAACUUAUUAUAGAAAUUGAGCUGCCAUUGCUUAAUUCGACUGCUGAUUGCGAAUUAGAUGUUAGCGAAAACCUACUUUACUUAUUAAGUAAACGGCCUGGCGCCAAGUAUUAUUUGAAUUUAGAUUUACCUUACACAGUACGCGACAAAGAUGGUGUGGCUCGUUUCGACGUAGAUACUCGGAAACUAUGUGUGACCCUGCCAGUAGUACAGCAGAGUGUCAAGAAACAGCGUGAUAUGCAUGAUAUGUUAAUACAUUUGAAUCGUGAAGAUAGUGGUGUUGAGAGUGACAUACGUGAUGAAAGCAACUCAAAUAGAGAGUCACCAGUUGAGGAACUGUCUGAAAAAUUCCCAGGACUGAUGAUUAAAGAUAAUGAAAAAGUAAUUGAAAAAGAAGUUGAAGAUACAGCGGUAAACUCAACAUCUCAUACUGAACCAUUUUUGAAGAGUACAAUUGAAUAUGCAUUUCCUUCAAAAUUCGAUUGUAAUGUGUUGGAUAAUUGUUUAUCGUUGGUGUUGCAUGUUAAAAAUGUACAAUCUGAUUCCAUUCUGUUAGAAAAACAUAAUCAAAAUGCGCAUUUGCAAUUUUGUUCAAUAGGCAGUGGAUUUUAUCCUACUUAUUAUGCAUUCUUCAUACAACUGCCAAACAAUUGUAAUAUUAAAAUAAAGGAUGUGCAAGCUGAGGCUUGGGAGAAUAAUUUAGUGUUAAGUAUAAAUUUGACAGCACCUUGCGAAAAUCUACAUAACUAUUUAGCUGGUCUAGAUGUUAGCGAUCUGAAAGAGUAUGAAAUUCAUGAUAAAUUUAAAGCACCCAAAAAUCGUAAACGUAAGAAUCAAAUUAUCGCACCAACCACAUUAGCUGCUUCUUUAGAUGUUUCCGUAGAACGAUCUGAAUGUGAACGUGCAAUUGAGAUAGAAAUCAAGCCACGAGUUGAGCACCAAUCAACUUGUGCCACAAAUACUACCGAAGAUGAUGAUGAUAUCACAUCCGAGAAUGGUGUUAAUCAGCAAUUGAAUAAAAAAUUAAACAAAAAACAAAAGAAGAAAACGAAAAAGCAACGUUCUUUAUCAGAAACGGCUUAUGAUGAUAUUAAAGCCUUUGAAAAGCAACAAGAACAGCAGCAGCAACAGGAAAAGAAAACAAUACAAAAGUCUCAAGUACAAAUUAAGAGAAGUGAUUGUAAAAUUGAGGAUGAUAAUUCUUCACCAGAACGUAAUGAAGAACAAAUUAUUACAACAUCCACAACAUCAUCAGUUGAUGUGCCGAAUUUGAACUCAACAGGACAACAACGUAAGGCACGCAGCUUCUCAGAAUGUCGCGCUGAUAGUGGCGUUAGUUGUAGUGCUGGUAGCGCUAAUUUACAAGCUAAUUGUAAGGGCAUAUUAAAACAUUAUAGCCGAUAUGCUACUCGCCCAUCUAUAUCUGAUAGUUGUUCAUCCAUUGAUGAUAACUCUUUAUAUUCAUGUUCAGUCGAUGCGAUUCAAACACAUUCGUUAAAUGGUUCACGCUCAUUCAGUGAUAUACCAGAAGAACAACCUGGUCUGUCUGAGAGCUGUAAGAAGACUGUUCGAUUUAACGAAGUUAUUAGAAAACAAACAUAUCGGUAUGAUUCGAGUAUAUUAGGCCAACGUAAAAAGAAUCAAAAACGUCGUGAUCGCAAACAACGCGCCUUACAGCGUCGGCUUAGUGAGGGAGACUCAGCUGACUAUGAGGAUAACAAGCCCAUUAUUGAUUGUUCUUCGAGAAGAUCUCAAACUCCACGCCAUAUGCCAGGAGGAGCACUUUAUGAAAGUAUUGAGAAUGAUAUGGAACAUUCAAUGAAGCCACGUGAACGUUUCGAAUCUGAAUCAUCGGAAGUUGAUGCAGUAAAAAAUUCAAUGAUUUUCGAAAUGGAUAUGUAGUCUACUUUGUCGUUUGAAAAAUAUAUAAGCAAAACGUCAAUAAUUUUUUAAAAAUACUACUUUUAAGUUAAGUUAUUAGAUACAAACACAAAACAAUUUUCGGCCUUAUUAGAAAUAUUGCUCAACCAAAGUUGGAUCCUCAUAUUUUUGGAAUAUAAAAAAUUAGUUGCUACCAUUUGCACAUUGUUAAAAAUUUUUAAUUAUGAAAUUAAUUAGUGUAAUAGAAUUCAAAUGAAAUUGUAAAAAAAAAAUUGGUUGAUGUUUAACAAAGUUGUAGAAAAAUUGAUUGUAAUUGAACAUA